AUGGCGGCGGAGUACUCGCAGCAACAGCGGACUCAGCUUGAAGCAGCUGAGCAGAGCUCCGACUGCGGCACAGACCUCAUGCAGCGUCUGGAUGCACUUUUCAACAACUUCUGGGAGAAGCUCCAGCAGCGCGCACAGCGCACCAAGACAAAGCGACAGGAUCCCAUGGACCCAAGAGAGAGGAGCUAUGGGCGGCCAGGCGAGAGGGGGACUCCCUCGGGCGCAGCACCAGACCAAAAGCUGACACUUGCGGCAAGCAACAUAGAAGUACUCCUAGUUAUGUCACAUCCUCAUACAAAACGAUUCUGA
Molecule: messenger RNA, 309 nt
Organism: Pelobates cultripes (western spadefoot toad)
Lineage: Eukaryota; Metazoa; Chordata; Amphibia; Anura; Pelobatidae
Source: the annotation of a GenBank genome assembly